CAACAUGGAGGCGCUGGUACAGUAAAAAUCACUGUUGUGAAAUGUUGAAUCAAGUCCAGGGGAGGGGAUAAAGUCAUUGAUAGAGUUAUGCGGAUAAAUCGUGAAUCGCUCAGACACGAAUGGAGACCAGACAAAUUACCGGGGUGUACGGAGAGGUCAGCGGCAUCCCUGCGCCCGUUUCUGCUUAUGUGAGUCAAGAGCAACUCCCGGAGCUCCGUGUCUACACCGUGACGGCAGAGUGGAGUCAGAAUGACCUGGUCCGAGGCUCCAGACUUCGCUACUCCCAGCAGUGGACUCUAAUCACCAACAGCAAUGACCAGAGGAGCAUCAGGACUGUCCUCCCACCGGGAUCCUGUGCACCUGUGUCUGGAGAGUUACUGAGUGGGCUCUCUCCCAUUCGAGGCCUGAGGGCAGUUGUCAGGGAGACAAGUGACCAACAGUUGCUUGAGAUAUGGGACAGCCACGGCCUCAGGAAAUGCCUCAACCUGACUGCACUCAACAUACACGGCCGAGUAUACGAUGAUGCUCAGUUUGGCUGUCUGUCAUGGUCAGAGUGUGAGAACAAACUGCUGUAUGUAGCCGAGAAGAGCAAGAACACAUCAACGGAAACACAUGACGGGGAUUCUGCAUGUGGGAAGGACAGAAGUGUGUACUGUGAGGACUGGGGCGAGGCUCUGACCAACAAGAGCAGCUCGGCCAUUUGUGUGGUGAAUCUGCAGAACGGCAGUGUGAGCGUGCUGCAGGGUGUGCCGCCUCAAGUCUCACCUGGACAGGCUCUGUGGUCUCCUGGGAGUCAGUCUGUGAUAUUUGUCGGCUGGUACCACGAACCCUUCAGACUUGGACUGAAGUUCUGCUCCAACCGCAGGUCAGGAUUAUUCAGACUUGACCUGGAUGGACACUGUGAGUGUCUGUCGGGGGACAACCUGUCAGUGUCCUGUCCCAGGCUGAGUCCAGAUGGAUCCACACUGAUUUACCUGCAGGGCAGAGUGUUUGGUCCUCACAAUCAGUGCCUCAGUCUCCAACAGCUGGACCUCAAAAGUGGGAAGACAUCCACACUGUUGGAUGUUGUCAACAGACCAAACACUGGUGAGUUUGCAGGAAUUUAUGAGGCUCUGCCGUCCUGCUGCUGGUCUGCAGACAGUCAGAGAGUGGUGUUCAGCAGUGCCUGCAGGAACUGGAAGGAUCUCUUUAUGGUCGACAGAAGAUCAAAGAAAGUCACCUCCCUCUCUGAUAGUGCCUCUGAUCUUUCCAAAGUUUAUGGCAGCUGGAAACUGCUGACAGUUCAGAAGGAUCUGAUGGUCGUCUGCUGCUCCAGCCCCAAUACACCACCCACUCUGAGGGUGGGUUUCCUUCCCUCAGCAGGUAAGGCUGUGACCUGGCAAACCCUGCAGCAGCCUGUCAUGACCUUUAACUUCCACUGGACAAUUCUAGAUGUUACACCUCCUUCUGAGGAGGACAACACACAUUACUCUGGUUUGGACUUUGGUGCUGUUCUGGUUAAACCAUCUCACUCCCUUUAUGACGCCAAGAUACCUCUGGUUGUCUUUAUCCAUGGUGGCCCUCACUCCCAGUUCCCUGCAGAGUGGAACAGCACCACAGCCGGGCUGGCUAAACUCGGCUUUGCUGUGCUCAUGGUGAACUACCGGGGAUCCACAGGGUUUGGCCAGGACAGCAUUUUGUCCCUGAUCGGUCAGAUUGGAAGCCAGGAUGUAAAAGAUGUGCAGAGGGCUGUGCUCACUGCGCUGCAGGGUGACCUGGCCCUUGACCCAAAGCGCUUGGCCGUGAUUGGUGGUUCUCAUGGGGGUUUCCUGUCCUGUCAUCUGGUUGGUCAGUACCCAGAGUUCUACAGAGCGUGUGCAGCUAGGAACCCCGUCAUUAAUGCCGCUACUUUAUUGGGAACCAGUGACAUAGUGGACUGGCGUUACACCAGUGUGGGGUUUCAGUACUCAUAUGACCAGAUACCCACUGCUGAAGCCCUGGCUGCUAUGUUAGAGAAGUCACCCAUCACACAUGCUGCUCAGAUCAAAGCUCCGGUGUUGCUGAUGCUGGGAGGUAGAGACAGGCGAGUGUCUCCACAUCAAGGUCUGGAGCUCUAUAAAGCACUGAAGAGCAGAGCUUCACCUGUCAGGCUGUUGUGGUUUGCAGAAGAUGGACAUUCACUUUCCAGAGUGGACACACAGGCCAACUGCUUCCUCAACAUAGUGCUGUGGCUGAACCAGCAUCUCUGAACACCCCCCAAACCACCCCCACCCC
Messenger RNA from Lates calcarifer (barramundi perch), 2253 nucleotides. RefSeq names its product S9 family peptidase (gene apeh2). Lineage: Eukaryota; Metazoa; Chordata; Actinopteri; Centropomidae. Bases 120 to 2228 code for a protein of 702 amino acids. Gene Ontology annotation, biological process: proteolysis. The record is from RefSeq and is a predicted model, not a curated record. The transcript has 22 exons. Gene Ontology annotation, molecular function: serine-type endopeptidase activity.